Messenger RNA from Lasiosphaeria miniovina, 228 nucleotides. RefSeq names its product ATPase, V0 complex, subunit E1/e2. The transcript has 3 exons. Gene Ontology annotation, cellular component: vacuolar proton-transporting V-type ATPase, V0 domain. Gene Ontology annotation, molecular function: proton-transporting ATPase activity, rotational mechanism. Lineage: Eukaryota; Fungi; Ascomycota; Sordariomycetes; Sordariales; Lasiosphaeriaceae. Gene Ontology annotation, biological process: proton transmembrane transport; vacuolar acidification. Bases 1 to 228 code for a protein of 75 amino acids. The record is from RefSeq and is a predicted model, not a curated record.
AUGGCCAAUGGAUGGAGCAUCUUCAUCGGACUGGCCGUCAUCGUCACCAUGUCGGCGGCGGCGUGGUUCUUUUCGCCCAAGGGGGAGAACCAAGUCCUCUGGCGAUCGUCGCUCAUCCUGACCUUUGUCAGCUGCUACCUCAUGUGGGCCAUCACGCUGCUGGCGCAACUGCACCCCAUGAUUGAGCCGAGGCGGUCCGACAUUCGCGAGAAUUAUUUGCAUCACUGA